GUGACAAAAGGUGCGCAUGUUUCUGCGUGUGGGUGGGGCGGCGCCACACCUGUCGGGCGGCGCCUCCAGCGGGUGUCACUCACUCUCUCACUCACUCUCUCUAUCUAUCUGUGUGCCGGUCAUGAACGUGGGGACGUCGAAUGGCGCAGUGUUGAUGCCACAUGGCCGGUCAAAGGACCUCCACGCAGACCGAAGGAGGGAAACCACGUGACGCUGAUGCGCGAAGAGUCCGCCGCGUGAAGCGAACAGCUGUUUGAGCCGCACAGCUGCGAACGUUUAACAAAAGUUCAGUUUUCUUUUUUUUUGUGGUCUUUUUUCCCCCCCACCCCACCCGGGAGCGCGCGAGACAUGGCUCUGUCCCAGGUCCAGUGCCUGGACGACAACCACGUGAACCCGCGCACGCACGAGUCCAAAGCGGAGUUCCUGUACUGCGAGGACCAGCGGCUCGCCCUGGAGGCCUUCCUGCGGGACGGCCGCGACGCGCUGGCGGAGUUCCUGUGCGCGCACGGCCUGCGCGGCUUCCUCUCGGACCCGGAGCUGGAGAGCCUCGCUGAGGCGGCGGAGCCCUACGACCCGGGCUCCGAGCUCUUUUUCCCGGAGAACGCAGAGGAGGAGAAGGGCGGCGGGCGGCCGCUGUCGCUGCAGUACUGGCCCGAGUUGUCGGACACGUCCAUCCCGCAGAUGGACCUGAGCUGGCUGGACAACGUCUCCUACCGCGGGGUGACGCGCACCACCGUGUACACGCAGCCGCCCCUGGAGGGGCAGGUGCCCAUCAAAGAGGUCGUCAGGAAAAUGAUUGCGCAGGCGCAAAAGGUGAUCGCGGUGGUGAUGGACGUGUUCACCGACGUCGACAUCUUCAGAGAUCUGCUGGACGCCGGUUUCAGGAGGAAGGUUUCCGUCUACAUCCUGUUGGAACGCAAGACUCUACCGCACUUCCAGUCCAUGUGCCAGAGGGCCAACAUGCACGCCGGGCACCUCAAGAACCUCCGUGUACGCUGCACAGAUGGUGCCGAGUUCCACUCUCGAUCCUGCACAAAGGUCAGAGGGCGAAUGGGACACAGAUUCAUGUUCAUCGAUGGCGACAAAGCCGUAUCUGGUUCAUACAGCUUCACCUGGAUGUCAUCGCGACUUGACAAAAACCUCAUCACCGUGGUUACGGGCCAGGCAGUGGAGGCCUUCGACCGGCUGUUCUGCGUCCUCUACGCGACCUCCACCUCGGUUGACCUUCGGCAGGUCGCCACGGGGCCCCAACCCGAACCGGAGCCCCUCCCACAGCCGGUGCCAGUGGCCGCUACUUCGGCUGAUAUGGCCAGGAAAAUGUACAGUCCCAAAUAUGCCCUCGCUUCUUUAGGUAACCCCGCCCUCUCCUCUGGCCCCAAAGAGACCCAAAACCUGGACAGCUCCAAGAACCCAGAAACCAAGAAGGGGGGGCGGAAGAGGCCGAGUAAAGAAGCCAUCGACCCUCCCAUCCACCCUGGACUCUCCAACUUGGAGAAAGUGUGCAUGAUGUCAUACCUGCCCACCUGGCCGGAACCUGACCCCCCAAGUGACGUGAUCGGGUUCAUCAACAUCCGUGACACCAGUAAACCGAAUCAAGGCCAUCUGCAGAGGUCCGAGAUGUUUGAAACCAGCCAAGCGAUCCGGUUCAGCAGUCCGUUCAGCGUGCCAGAGAAAACCCAGCCGCAGGUCGCCACGCCCAAACCGGCCGCGGUCCGGCACCAGCAGGCGAGCGAACGAGAGGAGGCCAAGGCCAGAGAGUCAUGGACGGGCGGAGCGCCACCUGCGCCACCUGCGCCACCCAAAGGCCGCAGUCAAGCAGAGGCGACCGGACCAAAGAGUGAAUCUGACACUGCUGAGGUCCUCCUCCCGGAGAACAAGCCCUGGGCAAACGCACCCACGCCACCGCUUCCCAGCACCGGGGGCCCUCCGAGCAUCGCAGAGGCAGGGGGCCAUGCAAACAUGCAGCGUGACGUCUCGCAGGAGGCGCACCCGCGGCCUCCCGCCGACUCCCGCGGGCCAACAAAGACGCCAUGCACGGAUUCACGCACGCAAGCUGUUGGCGAGCAGGCGCCGGUCUCAUGUGAACCGACCCCUAACGCCAACGUCCACGCGCCCCCCCCUUCUACUUCUGUCAGCUCCUCCUCGCUUUCACAAAACAGUCACACCUCCGGAGGGACUCUCGCUUCCUCUUCUUCUACAACUCCAGAUCCUCUACUUCCCUCCUCCUCCUCACCGCCGUUGGCCUCAACCCCUCCCGUCCCGAAACCUCGCACCAUCAAGCUGCUGAUUGAUGGCCGCAAGCUGCCGGAGUUGAGAAGCGCGGGGCUCCACCCUGAAGAGCCGAGGAGCGACCGCAGGGGUGAGAGGGCCGCGGCGAACGCCGGAGAAGCGGCGCGUCCAACGCAGGGCGGGACCUCGCCAGGGACGGCGGCCGAGGGACGACGCGAGAACGAGGCGGCGGUGCGGCCGUCCGCCGGAGACGAAGCCGAGUCGUGUGUUUCGGUGACUGAGGCGCGCAGUGCGAAUAUUCACAGGAUUCUUCCAACGUAUGGCGAGCCGGAGACCGCGACGGGCGCCAAACUGACCCCACAGGUCGAGCGCGCUGCCCCGGUACGGACGGAGACGAAGGCCCCGCGCAGCUCGGGCGGGCCAAGCGAACAAAGCGAGAGUCUCUCAGAGCGCAGAACGUACUUGGCGAGAGCUCAGGCCGCCCAGAGGAUCUCGUACAGCGAGUCGACCCCGAGGGACGUCGUCGUGCUGCAGAUUGUGGAGGAGCAAGACGCCGAAGCAAAGGCGCCCGAAAGACCCCGGCACUUGCGCCUUUCCGAGCCAGGCCUGGACGGAGGGACGCGCCCCCCCCCGGCUCGCCAUCGCGCGCCGACCCCGGACAGAUUUUCGCCACGCACGCCCAACUCGGACUCGCUGGAUUUCCAGACGCCGACGUCCGACGGGUACGCGUCUGAGGAGUAUUACGAGUGCGACGCCUUCACGCAACCUGUGAGAAACCGGGGCGCCUCUCUCGGCGACUCGGAGGGUUCGUCGGGCCCCGGCAGUGUCUCCUCCUGGUCGUCUUUAAAAGACAAAGCGUGGCCGGAAAACGUUACGAAUGGGAGAGGAGAGGAUGAAAGUGUCGGGAGGACAGAGGGAGGCACUGAGGACCCAAAGAGAACAUCGGACCAUUUGAAACGAGACCAACAUCCAACGAGGGCAGAAGAAGAAAGCAAGGAGGCUCAAGCCCAGAAGACAAAGCGGGGACUGAACCAAUCAGCAGCAGAGAACCUGGUCGACUGGGGAGGGACUUGGGGACAAAUAACCAAUGAGAGAUUGUCCAUUGGUGGCCUUCAUCAAAAGACGCCUUCUUCUGAGAGACAGAGAACCGACAGGGAGGCUUUAGGACCUAGUGGUGCGGAAUGGAGAGACAGGCCCCCUGAUGUUCAGAAGCCCGGCGGCGGAGCGCCGUCGCCUCCCUCGGCGCCUCCGGGCCUCUCCACCGACCCGGCUUGGGGGCCCCGCCCCCGGGGGAGCCGUCAGCUGAACCAGGCGGAGGUUGCGGUGUUGGGCGAAGGCCCCCGCGGCCAGCGGAGCCCCGCCCCCCGACAGGGAGGGGCUCAACGUCCCGGCGCCAAACACGAGGCCGGCCGGCAGCAGCAGCAGCAGGCGGCGGCCCCCCCCCAGGAAGAAGGGAAGACCCCCUUUGGCCGGACGCUCAGCAGGCUGAAGGACAAGAUGAGUAGGCUGCAGGCGCCGAGCAAGGACGGCAGCGCCGGCCCCCCAGGGCCGUGACCCACGGGCGCAGGCUAGAUAGAAACAUUUAAGAAAACAAAAGUGCCCGUCUGGACUUUGACCUGUUUAAACCUACAUGUUUUACCCCCCCCCCCCCCCCCCCCGUUAAUGAGCAAAUGUUCCACAGACUAACCUCAUGACAGCGGCUGUUUGUAACUCUUCUGUAUUUACUAUUGUUUAGAUGAGCUUUUUUUAUUUUUGGUCCUUUUUGUUCGCUGCAACGUUACAAAGGCUAAAGGGACCUUAGGGACCUUUUUUGGGGGGCGGGGGGGGGGGGAUUCUGAACUAAGGUGAAGGAAACGUGCCCUGUUUACGACAAAUAAACGCGUGGAUGCCACGGGUGGAACGGCGCAUGUGAGCGUACGUCGUGUGUGUUGCAUGUGAGGCGCCCCCCCGCGGCCCGUCUUCUGGUUAUUACGGAGCACUUUACUUCUGAA
This is a messenger RNA of Pungitius pungitius (ninespine stickleback), 4220 nucleotides long. RefSeq names its product protein FAM83G-like. NCBI's taxonomy places the organism in Eukaryota, Metazoa, Chordata, Actinopteri, Perciformes, Gasterosteidae. Bases 349 to 3783 code for a protein of 1144 amino acids. The record is from RefSeq and is a predicted model, not a curated record. The transcript has 5 exons. Gene Ontology annotation, molecular function: protein kinase binding. Gene Ontology annotation, biological process: signal transduction.